This is a messenger RNA of Morchella sextelata, 2394 nucleotides long. RefSeq lists its product as uncharacterized. The record is from RefSeq and is a predicted model, not a curated record. Gene Ontology annotation, biological process: mRNA cis splicing, via spliceosome. Lineage: Eukaryota; Fungi; Ascomycota; Pezizomycetes; Pezizales; Morchellaceae. Gene Ontology annotation, molecular function: protein binding; RNA binding. The transcript is spliced from 7 exons. Bases 1 to 2394 code for a protein of 797 amino acids. Gene Ontology annotation, cellular component: U2-type prespliceosome; U1 snRNP.
AUGUCAGCCCUAUGGCAGGAAGCGAAGAAUCCAGAGGGACGAGUUUACUACUACAAUGUUCAAACAAAAGCCACCCAAUGGACCAAACCAGUAGAGAUGAUGACACCAGCCGAAAGGGCCCUACAAGAUCUGCCAUGGAAGCAACACAAAUCCGAAGAAGGUCGCCCCUACUGGUACCAUGAGGAGACUAAACAGACCACCUGGGAGAUGCCCGAGGCCUAUAAAGCUGCUUUGGAGAAAACACAGGCGCCUAUAGGAUUGUCUCAUAUUCCGCAGCAAACCUUCGUCGCCGGGGGCACACAAAAUUUCAACAAUCAUUACGAAAACAAUGACCGCCAGGUAGCCCUCCAGGGUGCGCAUAUGGACACCAGCAUCGAUGGCGCUGCUAAGCCCAUGUCUCUUCCCUCUGCUUUAGCUAAUGAUAAAGAUGGUCCACAAUAUUCCUCCCAUGACGAAGCCGAGGCGGCAUUUAUUAAGCUUUUGCGUCGCACUGGAGUGGCGCCAGACUGGUCGUGGGAGCAAACGAUGCGCACAAUUAUAAAGGAGCCGCAGUAUCGUGCUUUAAAGGAUCCUAAGGACAGGAAGGCAGCCUUUGAGAAGUAUAUUGUCGAACUCAAACAGCAGGAGCAGGAGAAAGCAAAGGAUAGGAUCACGAAGCUGAGACAGGACUUUGCAGUCAUGUUGAAGAGUCAUCCCGAAAUUAAAUAUUACACUAGGUGGAAAACUGCGCGACCCAUGAUCGAGGGCGAAACGAUUUUUCGAUCUAGUUCAGACGAAAGCGAACGUCGCCAAUUGUUUGACGAGUACAUUGUAGAACUUCGAAAGGCUCAACAGGAGCGUGAGCAGCAAGCACGAAAGGAAGCAUCAGAGGAGCUGGUUGGCUUACUUAAGUCACUUGAGUUGGAGCCAUAUACACGUUGGUCAGAAGCCCAGGCGAUCAUCCACGCGAAUGAACGUUUCCAGUCUGAAGAGAAAUUCCAGGCAUUGUCCAAACUUGAUGUGUUGAACGCUUUCGAAAACCAUAUCAAAAUGCUCGAGAGAACAUUCAACGACAAAAGGCAGAAGGUCAAAAACACGAAAAUGAGAAAGGAGAGGAAGUGCAGGGAGGCCUUUACGGCACUUUUGAGCCAACUUCGUACUAAAGGUGACAUCCGAGUCGGAACAAAGUGGAAACAUAUUCACCCGUUAAUUAAGGAUGACGAACGGUAUCUCAAUAUGCUCGGCCAACCUGGCUCUACGCCUCUCGAUUUGUUUUGGGACAUUAUGGAAGAGGUUGAGAGAGACAUAAGAUUGAAAAGGAACCUAGUUUUGGAUAUCUUGGAUGAGAAACGAUUUGAAAUCAGAGAGCAAACUACUCUUGAAGAUUUGGAAAGUGUGCUGAAAUCUGACCAUCGUACAGCACAAUAUGACCGUGAAACGAUGGCUGCUCUAUUCGAAAAACUUCGUGAGAAGAUUGUAAAGCGUAUCGAGGACGAUCGUCAUCAGCAGGAACGUCAUGCACGCCGCAAAAUGGAUGCUCUAAGGUCUGUUAUGAAACACCUUGAGCCUCCGAUUGAUGUGACGGAUACGUGGGAACAAGUCCGUCCUCGUAUCCAAAAAAUGGAUGAAUUUAUAGCACUUGAUCCAGAAGAAUUGCGUCGUACAGCAUUCGAUAAGUUCAUUCGUCGGCUUAAGGAUAAACACGAAGAUAGGGAAAAGGAAAGAGAGCGAAAAGAGAAGGAUCGUGGGGAUAGAGAUCGCGGUGACAGAGUGCGGGAAAAGGAUAGGGAUGGGCGAGCUUAUCGUGGAGAUGCUGCUGUUGAACCUCGUAAUGGUCACCGCUCAAGCGCUUCCUACCAUAAACCCACUGAUUCUCGUCAUCAUCGUGACUCCCACCAUAGUCGAUCUCCAGAGCCUGACGCAUAUGAGGCAGAAAGAAGGAGGGCCGCUGGUGAAAGAGAAAGGGUGUAUCAACAUAGGGGAAGUGUAGCGAGAAGCACUUCGCAUCAUCGCUCUGAAAGAGGGGAGACGAGAAGGCCCGAUAGUAGACAUAGACACGAUAGAGACCGAGCGGAAAGUGUCUACGACAGAGAGCGAAGAGAGAGGGAAGAAGAGAGAGAGAGGCUUUAUAGGACUAGAGGUGACGAUGAGUAUCGCAUUAGAAGAAGAGCUAGGCCUUUAAGUCCUACAGAAGAAAGUGAUGAUGGUAGAAGGGAUUCAAAGAGAUCGAGACGGGAAAGAACCCCUAAGGAGAGGACCCCCAGGGCAAGAACACCUGACGAAAGGACUCCAGGGGGCUAUGACUAUCCCAGAGAUGUCCGUUCUCCGACCGUAAAGGCAUCUACAAAACAACCUGAAAAGAUGCAACUUGAUGAGAAGGCAGAAGAAAGCGAAGAGGGCGAAAUCGCAGAGUAA